UCAGCAUCCGCUUCUUUUCGUGUCUCUCUUUUUGCACUCAGCAAGCGUGAAAACGACAUGGGUUUCCAGAAUAUUUGGUACUCUCACCCGAGAAAAUACGGCCAAGGAUCGAGAUCCUGCCGUGCCUGUGCUAACAAACACGGUCUCAUCCGUAAAUAUGGUCUGAACAUCUGUCGUCAGUGCUUCAGGGAAUAUGCAGCUGACAUUGGUUUCAAGAAGGUAAUUAAUUUGAAAUGAAUCGUUGAAUAAUUC
Messenger RNA from Fopius arisanus, 252 nucleotides. RefSeq names its product ribosomal protein S29 (gene RpS29). Gene Ontology annotation, cellular component: ribosome; cytosolic small ribosomal subunit. Bases 58 to 237 code for a protein of 59 amino acids. Gene Ontology annotation, molecular function: RNA binding; structural constituent of ribosome; zinc ion binding. Gene Ontology annotation, biological process: translation. The transcript has 2 exons. The record is from RefSeq and is a predicted model, not a curated record. Lineage: Eukaryota; Metazoa; Arthropoda; Insecta; Hymenoptera; Braconidae.